Messenger RNA from Stegostoma tigrinum, 6299 nucleotides. RefSeq names its product zinc finger protein 420-like. Gene Ontology annotation, biological process: sodium ion transport; regulation of transcription by RNA polymerase II. Gene Ontology annotation, molecular function: RNA polymerase II cis-regulatory region sequence-specific DNA binding; sodium channel activity; DNA-binding transcription factor activity. The transcript is spliced from 10 exons. Gene Ontology annotation, cellular component: membrane. Lineage: Eukaryota; Metazoa; Chordata; Chondrichthyes; Orectolobiformes; Stegostomatidae. The coding region runs from base 617 to 3670 and encodes 1017 amino acids. The record is from RefSeq and is a predicted model, not a curated record.
CCGGCUCAGUGCCGCUGUGACUGGCGGCUCGGUGAGUGCGGCUGGUGGAGACGGGGAGAAUCAGAAGACGCCGGGACGUAAAUGGAGCUAGUCCUGGCUGCGAGCUUUUACGAAUGCCCGGUGUAGGGCGCUUGAUCCGAAUUGGAAACCCCCGGUCCCGCGUUUACAGCAAACUGGAAACCGCUGCGGGCCUCAGGCGGUGAUCGGCCCCGGUUGAACUCCGCCAUCUUUAUUUGGGAGCAAGGCGCAGCAGCGCUCAUGCGCAUGCGUCUUCCACGUUGUGAGUGGGGUGUUCUGAAGAAUAGCAUUUUCUGAGCAAACUGAAACCAAGAGAAAUGUUUGUCUUUUCUCGAUUUUUGUCCUGGGCUGACAGUGAUUUUUCAUUUGUGAAUGCGUUGUGCAUGUUAUUGUUCGGGAACAAUUUGUAGAUCGGGAUAUCAAAAGAAGUUCUGAUUGCCAGCGGAGUCAUCAAGAUCUGAAUAUCACUCGUCUUUAUCUGUGGAAGGAAAGAGUUUCACAGAGUUUUUCGGAAGUUUUUCAGCCAAGAAACUGAACUCAAGCAUUACAUCAGGAUCUGAGAGAGUUGCCAAACAUAUCACAACCUGAAUGUCACUCAAUGUUGAACAUGGAAGGAGAAAGCACCUUAUACUGUGGAAAGAAACCGUACCCCGAUUCAAUGUGUGGACAAGGCUUUAACCAUUCAACUGGCCUGUCAGAAAAUGAACAUAUUCAUACUGAUGAGAAGCCUUGGAAAUGUGGGCACUGUGGGAAAGCAUUCUUUCAUCCAUCAAAGCUGAAAAUUCAUCGGCGUAGUCACACUGGAGAGAGGCCAUUCACCUGUUCAGAGUGUGGGGAGGGAUUCACUCAGUCAUCUACCCUGUUGAUACACCAGAGAGUCCACACUGGGGAGAAGCCGUUCACCUGCUCUGAAUGUGGGAAAGGAUUCACUCAAUCAUCCACCCUGCUGAGACACCAGAGAGUUCACACUGGGAAAAGGCCAUUCACCUGCACAGAGUGUGGGAAGACGUUUGUCAAUUCAUCAAACCUGGUGACACACCAGCGAGUUCACACUGAGGAGAGACCUUUUAAAUGCCCAGUCUGUGGGAAGUGCUACAAAAGUUCUGGGGAGCUGAUGCUCCAUCAACGUGUUCACACUGAUGAGAGACCAUUCAGAUGCUCUGACUGUGGAGCUGCAUUUAAACGAUCAUCUUACCUCACUGUACACCAUCGUGUUCACACUAGGGAAAAGUCAUUCACCUGCACUGACUGUGGGAAGGGCUUCUCUCAGUCAUCCCACCUGUUGAUACACCAGCGUGUUCACACUGGGGAGAAGCCCUUUACCUGCUCUCAUUGUGGAAAGGGAUUCAGUCAGUCAUCCCACCUGCUGAGACACCAGCACAUUCACACUGGAGAGAAGCCAUUCACCUGUCCCAGUUGUGGGAAGGGAUUCACACAGGUGUCACAUCUGCUGAGUCACCAGAGAGUUCACAACAAGCAGCAUAAACAGGACGACCUGAACGGCCUCUUCGUAUCUUACGUUCACUCAAGCGGUCCUGCAACCUGCUCACGAGAACUACUUGGAAACCUAGAACCCAGCCACCACCUCGCAGUAAAACGCCUCCUCAUUUGUCCACCUGAAAGGCGAAAGGUGGCCAGCAGCUCCGCCCGCCCUCAGUUACUCCGAUUGGCUGGAGGAACCGUCGCACGCAAUUGGUCUUCCGACAAGAUGCCGGACAAGGAGAGCGGGCGGGGGGCCAAGGAGGGAGCGAGGCUGGAGGAGGGUGAGGCCGGGAUGACGGAGGACACUGAGGGCUGGCUGGAGAUGCCAUCCUCGUACGCGGAGACUCUGAGCACCUUCUGCAGCAUGACCACCAUCCACGGGGCGGUGAGGCUGAUCUGUACAGAGGGCAAUCGGAUGAAGACCAGCCUGUGGGCAGCCAUCCUGGCACUCACGCUGGGUGCCAUGUACUGGCAGAUCGGUCUCAUCUGCCGGCAGUACCUCCAGUUCCCGGUUCAAAUCUCCUUGUCGAUUCACAGUGGCAACAUACAGUUCCCCACUGUCACCGUCUGUACUCUCAACCCAUACCGGUACAAGGAGGUAAGCGCAGAUCUGAGGGAGCUGGACCUUUUGACCCAAGAGGCUCUAUUCGUCCUGUAUGGCUACAGGGCCCCCGGGGAUGAAGCUCCCACACCACCCACCCAGCGCCCCCGGGCGGCCAUCCCACGGCGCCUGGGCUUGCGGCUGAUCAACCCUGAGGGGCGGCGCGGUUCGCCAGCCCUGGAGAUCAGGCCCCGACGAGGGAGAGGUGGCGGCGAGGGGGAUGCCUGGGCCCACAGCCCGCCUCUGGCCCGCAACAGCUCCUGGAAGAUCGGCUUCGAGCUGUUUAUGGAAACUGUUACACCUUCAACGGGAUUAACAGCAGCUCCCAGUGGGAAUCCUCCAAGGCCGGUAAAGACCACGGUGAGUGAAAACGAAGAGAUCGAACAGAACAAUUCCAUCCCCUUCCUGUCGACGGCGGCUGGAGCCCGGAUGAUGGUCCAUGAUCGGGGCCGCUCUCCCUUCAUGGAGGACGGUGGCUUUGAUAUUCGCCCGGGACUGGAGACCUCCGUCAGCAUGAGGAAGGAGGUGGUCUCUCGCCUCGGAGGGCCAUACAGUGACUGCACAGAGAACGGCUCUGAUGUCCGCGUUCGUAACCUCUACAAAUCCGACUACACCCAGCAGGACACUGUUAUUACCGGUUGGCACAAGAAUUCACUGACGAUGUCCUCGGUUGCUUCAAAACCUGUCGGAAGCCGUGCAAGUGAGGAGAAACACCAUCUGUGUGUGGAAGUCUGUGAAGAGUCAUCUGAAAUGUCCAAACAUCAGUGCAGUCACACUGGAGAGAGACAGUGGAAAUGUAGGGAUUGUGGGAAGGGAUUUCUUUACCCAUCCAAGCUUGAGCUUCACCAACGCAGUCACACUGGGGAGAAGCCAUUCACCUGCUCUGAUUGCGGGAAGGGAUUCACUCGGUCAUCCAGCCUGCAGAUCCACCAGCGGGUUCACACUGGGGAGAGGCCAUUUACCUGCUCAGUGUGUGGGAAACCAUUUGCUGACUCAUCCAGUCUGCUGAAACACCAGCGAAUUCACACUGGGGAGAAACCAUUCACUUGUUCUGACUGUGGGAAGGGAUUUACCCUAUCAUCUAACUUGCGGAUCCACCAGCGAGUUCACACUGGGGAGAAACCAUUUACUUGCUCCCAGUGUGGGAUGGGAUUCAGUCAGUCAUCCAACCUACGGAUCCAUCAACGAGUUCACACUGGGGAGAGACCAUUUGUUUGCUCCCAGUGCAGGAUGGGAUUCAGUCAGUUAUCCAGUCUGCGGAUACACCAGCGAGUUCACACUGGGGAGAGACCAUUCACCUGCUCCCUGUGUGGGAAAGGAUUCAGUCAGUCAUGCAAACUGCUGAUACACCAGCGAGGUCACUCCGGGGAAAGACCAUUCACCUGUUCUGAAUGUGGAAAAGGAUUUAUUUGCUCAUCUGAACUACUGGAACACCAACGAGUUCAUACUGGCGAGAAACCAUUCACUUGCUCUGAUUGUGGGAAGGGAUUUACCCAAUCCUCCAACUUGCGGAGACAUCAGCGAAUUCACACCGGGGAGAAACAUUUACUCAGUCAACUAACCGGCUGAUACACCUGCCCAUUCACUCUAUGGAGAGACCAUUCAUUUGUUCUGUAUGUGGAAAAAGAUUUCAAGCUGUUAACACACCAGCGAAAUGACACUGGGUGGAUUCCAUUCACAUGUUGUGUUCUUGUAAAAACGCUUUGCUGUUUACGAACACUCCAGCAAAUUCGCAGAACCACAGGUGAAGAAUUUUUGUUUUUACUCACACCAAGGAAUGAACCAUGGUCACCAAGCUGUUUGUAUUGAUGUUAUUAAACCCUGGUGCAUUAGACGAUCUGACCUUGCAGAUAAAACAUUGAUACAGUUGUGUAUGUGUAAGAUAGAUUUUGAAAAUAACUGCAAUGCGGCUGAACAUCAACACAUUUAUGCUGGGUAAAGACUGUCCACCUGCAUAUUGUUUGUAAAAUGAUUUUGAGGUUCAUCAGGAUUGGUUCAACAACAAUGAGUUCCCUUGUCAUUUUGAUGGUAUUGUUAUCCAAAUCCAAAUCAUGUUUCUGAUGAUGUUUUUAAACACCACAGGUUCAGUUACCUCUUUUUGGAAAAAAAAAUACACGUCACCUUUUUGUUAAAACUAAGUUGCAUCAAAUCUUUGUGUAAUUCUGAAUGCCUUUACAGUUAAGAUAAUUAGCAGCCUUUCACGUGAACAGUUGGGAGAAGGCACAUCCAGAGUGAGAUAUAACCUAAAAUGCUGGAUAUUCAGUUACAGGUGCUGUUGGGACAUGUGCAACAUAACUAGGCAAGUGGGUGGGAUCCACAUGGAAUGUCCAAAAGGGUAAGAAGAACAGAGAAGAAUCAACAAUAAUUAUAAAUCAGAAAGGCAUCGACAUGAGGUACAAGGGAUUUUGACGUGAUUGAAUGUCAUUAAUUUUAUUGCUGUGAGUUUAAUGAACAAGGCAGAAGAGUUGAGAAUUCAACUUUAAAAUGGGAUAUGAUAACAUUACUGUCACUGAGACAUGGUUGAGAGAGGGAGAGAGUAAGGAUUGGACACAGUCUUCAUGUGAGACACCGAUGGAGGCAAAAGAAGAGGAGGUGUCGCAAUUGUACUUCAGCAAUAAGGAGAGUUGACACCUUACAAAACUGCUUAAAUAACUCUGUAUGGGUGAAACAAGUGGAGCUGGCAAGGAGGCAAAUUUCAGAGAAAUAUAACAGCAAUAGGGUUGUGAAGAGCAGGAUUUCCACUUCUCCCACAUUAAACCUUUUACACUGUGAUUAACACAGUUAGAGGAAGUUUUAAAAUAAAUCCAGGGUAGCUUUUGAAGUCAGUAUGUAGAAGGGGGACGUCCUGGACUUAACUUUAGGUAACAAAGACGGAAAAGUGGUCGUCUCAGUCGGGGAGCAUUUUCAAGACAGUUAUCAGAACCCUUUUUGAAAGAUUCAGGAUUGUUACAGAAAAAGGCAAGAAUUGGCCUCAAGAACAAAUAUAAUUUGGCCAGAGUGUGCAGGGGGAUACCUCAGUUAAUUUCAGGUAAAUGUAUAACCUGAAACUUAAAUGGGGAGAUAAUGGAGAGCAGUUAGGGGAACAUGAAUUGAUACAGCCAGCUAAAAUAAAGGAAAAAGCUCAGUUGUUUUAUAGGUACAUUAAUGGUUAAAGGGUAAUGGGGGAAUAAAGUAAAGCCCAUUAAAUUCAAUCACAUACCUUUCUCUGAUUUGUCUCACUCUCAGUCAUGCAAUCUGACAUUCCAUAUUCAUUUAGAACCACUCCUACAUCCUCCGGUUCCACACACACAUUACUGCUGUUGUCCCUAAAGAAAUUAACGCAGAAAGAGAGACGGUUUUGAGCCAUCUGGAAGGCUUUAAUGUGGUUAAACCUGCAGAGUCAGAUGAAAUGUAUCCCAUGUUGUUGUGAAAAAAUAGCGGGGUCACUUGCAAAAACUUCCACUUCCUCUCUGACCACAGGAAAUGUGCUAGAGGACAGAAAGUCAGUCACAGUUUAUUGAAAUUUUAUUCAAGAAGGGAGCAAGGAAUAAAUCAAGAAACUGCAAGUCAGUCAGUCUCACCUUGGUGGUGAGGAAACUGUCAGAAGUAAUUCUGAGGAACAGGUUUAAUUUAGAAACAUUACAAACUGUCUGUUUACAUUCUCGCAGGAUAAGUGUGGAGUGAGCACUUUUUGAGUGAAAUUGUUUUCUAGCCAAAAUCCCCCUUGACAAUCCAAGACUGUGUCAUGUAGUAUGCUGACAGGAAAAAUGAAAUCGACCAGCCAGGGAAGGAAGCCUGUCAACCAGUAAUCUUUUGGUCAACAGCCGAAUUCAAUCACCAAUUACCCUGUCCAAAGAUGUUGCUUCUCACAGAUCCAAACUGAUCCUAUUUACCUCUGAACAGCCUAUCUGACAAGCCUGUCUACCCCUUCCUGUAAGCGAAGGCUGGCCACAUUAUUUACCACCCAUUACUUUUGUAUCAUCUAUGAACUAACUGAUCAACCAUCCUAUAUUCAAGUCUGAAUCAUUUAUAUAAACCAUAAACAGCAACACUGACCACUGUGGGAUCCCAGUGGACAUAGACUUCUAGUUGAAAAAAUAUCCCUCAACCAUCAUCUGCUGCUGCUGGCCUCUCAGCCAAUUUGUGGCUUCAAUUUGUCAAGUUUCAGUGGAUCCCAUGGGCUCUUACCUUUCCUAUCAGUCUCCCACGUAGGACCUUA